CUCUGCUACAACACAACACUCCAUCCACGCAGCCAUGACACAUUGGCCUAUUCAGGCAACGCGCCGGUGAGUCUGGGUUAGCAAGCUGACCGCCGGCUUGCUUUUGCAAGGCUACAAGUUUGGUAUCUUAGACACAGCGACGCUUGUCUCACUGAAGAAAACAACGACUAACUUAUUUACUUCAACCUCUUACCGAAGCGCAGUUGUACCGGAAUCUUGACUUCUUCCGUUUUCCUUAGUCUGCUGACCUCGAUAUUCCAGAAUUAUAGACGUCCCGCAGUAAUGGAGGUCGACGCUAUCUCUUUCCCGAAUCGCUUGCUCGGGAUAUUGAUCGCAAUUUCCGAGGCAGACUUCGUUUCAUUCGAUUUGGAGCUCUCCGGCAUACCGUCCAGGAUUCCUGGCAGGCCCCGCGCGCGAGGCAGGCAGUCCCUGGAAGACCGGUACGUCGAGGCCAAAGCUGGCGCUGAGAGACACCAGAUCCUGCAGGUCGGGUUGACUUGUGCAAAGUUCGACUAUAUGACGAACAAAUAUAUUCUGCGUCCAUACAACUUCAACAUCAGCCCCUUGAUCGAUGAACGUCUGGAUAUCGAACGUGAGAUAACAUUUCAAACCGGUGCUAUAGCGUUUCUACUCAAGAAUGACUUCCGCAUGGACUUGCCCUUUACCCAUGGAGUCCAGUAUCUCUCACGAGACGAGGCUUACUUAGCAAAGCAACUAGCCUACGAUCGAAUCGACAAGAAGAAUGUGUUCGAGGAUAUGCAAUUGAAGGAAACCGACGUGGACUCUCUGGAUUUUGUUCAUCGUGUGAGACAGGAAAUCAUACAAUGGACAACCAGCGACAGCGCGUCCUUAUCUGUCACUACGCACACGGGAAUGCCCAAUCCGCCUGCCAUAUCGGUCAUUUCUCGGUUCGAAAAGCGCUUGGUCUACCAACUUCUACGUGCUGAGUUCCCUCACCUGGUAGCCAUAGGACGAAAUGACUGCAUCAAGAUAGUGCACUUUGACGCUCUGAGGGAGGAGGACAAUAAGAAGAGGAUGAAAAGCCGGGUCAAGGAACAGAUCAGCAGACAGACCGGGUUCCGCUGGAUCGUGGAGGCUUUGGCAAGGGGACAUAUCGACAUCGAUCCCAUCUACUUUGCGAAGGACCUGAACGGGGAGUUUGUGGCCGCGGAUCUGGAUAAUAUCAAGCUAAGGUUUGAUCGAGCGAGGAUGCGACUGAGAGAUCAGCAACCGGUGCUCGUUGGUCACAAUAUGUUCACGGACCUCGUUUACUUCUACCGUUCUUUCAUUGGCGAGUUGCCCGACACGCUGAAAGAGUUCUGCGAGGCCAUCCAUGAACUCUUUCCUCGAAUAGUUGACACAAAGUAUCUAGCCACGCAUGAUGGUGGCGAUCUGAACGCUUCCCCUACGCUUCAAGAUAUCGCGGAGAGCCUUGAGACGCAAGAAUUGCCUGACAUCGUUACACACGCGGAUCAUCCCAAGUAUCACGAGUCAGAAGCUUUCCAUGAAGCUGGUUUUGACGCAAUGCUCACCGCUGCAAUUAUGCUACGGUUAUCUACGAAGCUCCAUGCGGGGCAGCAAGCUAGCAAUUCGCAAGACUUAUCGGCCUCCCAUCACAAAACUGCACCGGGAAACGAGAAUGGGUUGAUUGAUGGCAAUGAGCAUGUUCAAGAACCGAUCCCUCUUCCUCCUAUCAUGUUACCCACUGCCAAACCCGCAGACGAUAAGCAUGAUACGGUUGUGGAUUCCGGCAGCUCUAGUAACGGGUCAACGAGGAAUAGUAGUGUGCACACAGUUGAAGGAAUAACUUCGCGAUUUGCAUCGACGAACGUCUUUCAAAGCCUCGAAGCCCACGAUGAGGAGUCUCCAGACGCAACGCCAGAUCAGUCACCGCAGAUGUCCUCCUGGAAGGACCAACCACGCACAAGCGAUGGAGAAAAGGUCUAUUCAAUCGACGUGCUACAACGGCGGCCGAUGGAGAUGCUUCCCGAAUUUGAGUCCAUGUUCUGGCAUAAGUUUGGAAACAAGCUAAGGGUCUUUGGGACAGAGGAAGCCGUCCUGAAGAUAGCUGAGUGGGAGGCUCCGCUCAAGUAUGUCGAAGUGUACGACUCGUAAAUGAGCUGUGAUCACGCAUCAGGGACGCUACUGCACCAUAAACGUAUAAUGGCAUUGAGUAUACCCCACACACGUUAGACUCCCUUCUCCGAUACGUUCUUAUCGUUCGUCCGCUCGCUCUAUGUGUGCUAUCCUCUCUGUUCAACUGUAGAUUUCUAGCGCACUUGGCAUAUAUAAUCUUUGCACAAGAUUCUAUACCUGCCAUUAUUGGAUAAAGGAACGAUCAUUGUCGAUGGCAAGCCGGUUGGGGGAGGGUGCGUAAGUAGCCUUGCACUAAAAUCGUC
Westerdykella ornata is the source of this 2399-nucleotide messenger RNA. Its product is annotated as CAF1-domain-containing protein. The transcript has 2 exons. The record is from RefSeq and is a predicted model, not a curated record. NCBI's taxonomy places the organism in Eukaryota, Fungi, Ascomycota, Dothideomycetes, Pleosporales, Sporormiaceae. Gene Ontology annotation, molecular function: poly(A)-specific ribonuclease activity; RNA binding. Gene Ontology annotation, cellular component: cytoplasm. Bases 283 to 2115 code for a protein of 610 amino acids. Gene Ontology annotation, biological process: nuclear-transcribed mRNA poly(A) tail shortening.